Hibiscus syriacus is the source of this 1741-nucleotide messenger RNA. RefSeq lists its product as uncharacterized. Lineage: Eukaryota; Viridiplantae; Streptophyta; Magnoliopsida; Malvales; Malvaceae. The transcript has 4 exons. Bases 121 to 1539 code for a protein of 472 amino acids. The record is from RefSeq and is a predicted model, not a curated record. Gene Ontology annotation, biological process: regulation of asymmetric cell division.
UUGGUGGAAGUUCGAGCUCUUAAUCAACGGAGACGACAACAGAGAAAGUUGGAUUGCUGUAAUUCUUUAGAGAACGAAGAAAAGCCUCCGGCUUCCGUUGGACUGAAUGCAGAAGGAUUUAUGAAGGGUGAUCAGAAUGGACUAAUGCUUGAUAAAAAGGGAAAUGAUGGGGUUUCGGAGAAGACAGGGAAUGGAUGGCCAGCACGAAAACUAGAUUGUUCUAUGAGUGCAAAUGACUUUGCCAAUGCUGAUGAAAAGGAGGCCAGAAAUUUUGUGACAUCGAAUUCUCAUUCUUCGAACAAUCUGGAUUCAUUUCGGGACUCAGUUUUCUAUAUGGACAAAAGUGUGAUGGAAUGUUCAUUGCCCGAAUUGGUAGUUUGCUAUAAAGAGGGUACAUAUCAUGUUGUCAAGGACAUCUGCAUCGAUGAGGGAGUUCCGACUCAGGACAAGUUCUUGUUUGACAGCGGGGUGAAUGAGAAGAACAAUUCCAACUUUCUCCCCUCUGAAAACGAUCAAGACAGUAAACCGAUGAAAGAAAAAUCAGAGAGUGAUAUAUCCAUGCAAGUUGGUUCCAUGCCUCCUGAAGAAAGUGAAACGGACAAUGAUACUGACAAUGAAUGUGGUUCUAAUAAAAGUCUCCAUGCUGAUAUAUGUACGCCAGAUGUUUCCUUAUCUCUGGAAGAAAAUGAGCCUAACGAGGGAAUUCUUAGUCGAUGUGAUUCUAAGGAUUUGAAAUUGACAACGGAAAUGAAGGAUGAUGCAAUGAAAAUUAGCACAAAUGAUGUCCCAAAAGAGGUGUUUACCCUUGGAGAGUUGCUUUCCAUGCCAGAAUUGAGCACAGUGAAUUCCAAUGCCAUGGCUUCUGAUUACAAAAGUAAUGGAAUCGAGCAACAGUGCUUUGAGAAUUCAAGGGAAAAAGAAGAUACCGUGACAGCUCCUUUGGUUUCUGCAGAUAAAGAACUAAACAAUAGUGGCGAGAAAACAAUUCUAUCUGCUGCUGCAUCCGGCUCUGUAGCUGAAGAAUUGGACAGUGGGAAAGGGGAAGCUACCAGGUUUAGCCCUGCUCAGGCCUCGGCUUCUGAGAAAUCUACCAGCAAUGGCCUUGUCGAUGAGGUAUGUGAUGAUAACAAACUGGUUGCUCAAAGCAUCGCAUUUGGCUCUCUUUCUUCUGCACCAAUAUACUGCAAAGAUGAGGGAUGCCACAAUCUUGACCGUGAACCUCCCGAGACUGGAGGUGCACCCAAGCUUGAAGGUACAACUGAUCUGCCUUUUUCAAACAAUCUUCAAAGUGGAUAUGGGGAGUCUAGUUUCUCUGCUGCAGGGCCGGUAACAGGUCUAAUAAGUUACUCUGGGCCAAUAGCGUAUUCAGGCAGUCUCUCUGUUCGAUCAGAUAGCAGCACAACAAGCACUCGUUCCUUCGCCUUCCCAAUAUUGCAGUCUGAAUGGAAUAGCAGUCCAGUAAGGAUGGCAAAAGCGGAUCGGACACAUUACCGGAAGCAUAAGGGUUGGAGGCAGGGCCUUCUUUGCUGUAGAUUCUGAGAAGUUCUAGUCGAUCGUAGGUUAUACAAAUUUUUAUUAUUUUCACUUAUCAAGUUAUAUACAUAAUCCCUUUACCUGUCGUUAGCCGUGUAAUUGGCUGUAGGUUUUAGAGUGUAAUUGCUUGGCGUUUCAAUCCCAUGCAUGCAAAUUGAGCUGCAAGCAAUACCCUAUAACAUUCAUAUAUCAUUAUAGUAUUUGUUUU